GAGUGUGCAGAGACUGUAACCGGAACACCAGCUCCUAAUAAGCCGUUACCUUUUGAGUUUAAAGUACUUGAGGAGUGUAUUGAAUCUGCUUGCAGGUGCCUUGAAUCUGAGACUUCAACAUUGGAGGUAGAGGCUUACCCAGCUUUAGAUGAAUUGACCUCUCAGCUUAGCACACUCAAUCUUGAACGUGUUAGACAGAUCAAGAGUCGUUUGGUUGAACUCUCCGGUCGUGUGCAGAAGGUAGCAGAUGAACUGGAACAUUUGUUGGACGAUGAUAAUGACAUGGCUGAAAUGUAUUUGACGAAAAAGCUUAAUGCUCGUUUAUGUGAUCAGUCAUCAUUAAAAUUAGAAGGGUACAAUUCCGAAUUUGAAGAUAACGAUCAAAGUGAUGAAUCAAAUUCAGAAAAGUAUGACAAAUUCCUUUGUCCUAAACUUGACGUUGAGGAAUUGGAGAUGCUUCUAGAAGCAUAUUUUGCGCAGACAAAUGGAAUCUUGCAAAGAUUGUCUAGUGUAAGUAUCGAUCUAUUGAACUCUUUUAUCCUUUUGAACACUAACGAGAAAGAUUAUUGUAGGUUUUCAGAAAAAGAAAAACAUUUGUGAAAGAGAAAUACUUACUAAGUACUGUGCUGCAUAGAAAGGAAAGAAAUUAGCAAGAAUUAGAAUGAUUGAAAAUAAGGUUGAGAAAAAUAGAAUGAAUGGAAACAAGUGAGCAAAUGAGUAAAUUUAGGAUUCUAACUUUGUAAGCUUAAUAACAGAAAUAGAAAAGGAGUAAGAAAUAAAGAAAUAAGAAAAAAAAUUAGUGUUUUUGAUAAAGCACUUUAGUAACUUACAAACUACUUUGACUGAUUUAUUUAUAAGUUAGUUUGACAAAAUUAACUAAAAAAAAUUGUUUCUUACACUGGGUAGAAAAUCAAUUGUGUAUUUGAGAGACAUGAAAAUCGAUUUUCAUGUGGUAGAGAAAGAAAAUCAGUUGUCGUGAUGGAUGUUGGACAUUUAAGAAUCAAUUGUUGAAUGGAAAUAUUUGAUUUUUGUUUUGAAAAUUAAUUAUUUUUCAUUAUAUACACCUGUGAUAAUGGAUUAUUAACAAAAAAAAAAUUGAUUACUUUUAAUGAA
Messenger RNA from Glycine soja, 1113 nucleotides. RefSeq names its product magnesium transporter MRS2-F-like. NCBI's taxonomy places the organism in Eukaryota, Viridiplantae, Streptophyta, Magnoliopsida, Fabales, Fabaceae. The transcript has 4 exons. The record is from RefSeq and is a predicted model, not a curated record. Bases 283 to 600 code for a protein of 105 amino acids.